AAACGUAGAAGCGAGCGAGUUCAGGGGUUUAUCAACCGCUGAGCUAGAAAAAGACAAACUAACCUCUAGCCCCGGAAGACAUAAUUCGCGGGAGUGAGACAGACACAGCGGAAACUCGGAGGGAGAGAAAAGACUGAAAAGACACCAACCGACAGAGACAGUCGCGAAGUCGCGAAUGAAAUCGACACAGACAGAAGUGAUACAAAAGAGUGCAAAAGAGUGCCGUGCGUGGUAAAUACAACUGCCAGCCGUGCGUGUUUUUUCGCUGUUCAAGACUUCUUUCUCCUAUGUGCAAAUCGUCGGAAAACCCUUAGACAUAUGUCUAUGGGACUCGGGGACAGUGCGGGUCGCGCUGUUGUUGAAAAAUUCAGUGCGAGCGAACAAAACGAACGAACCGAUGUUGUAACAAACGGCCAAAAUGGAAGAGCGAAGCGUGCAUAGUAGUAUCAGCGAUAUAAAUAGUGAAGAGGCAGCCAGAAGUGAACCAUUAAUAUUGCCACGCAAGAAGAGGAUAUGCCUCGUUGGUGCGGCAAGUGAGGAUCCGGCGCUCGGAGCUGCUGCUCAACAAUUCAGUGUACCCGUGUUAAAAUCUCAAACCGGAAUAGAACAUUUAGAAGACACAGCGUACUGCACUUACUUUAUAUUGAAACAUUUCGAGGGUCAUGAAUAUGAAGUAUUGCACAAGAGCGCUCACAGAAUACUGGGGCCAACUGCUCUUGUACAGCUGGCGGAGAAAAAGGAGUCGUUACCGAGUAAUAAUCGACCAAUGUUCACGCAAGCAAUGAAAGGAACUGUGGUCGUGUUUACUGGGUUUCGAAUGAAAGAUGAGUUGACAAAACUUAUCAACAUGAUCCACAAUAUGGGAGGCAGUAUUCGAAAGGAAAUGGGGGCGAAAGUGACGCACCUCAUAGCGAAUUGCUGUGGUGGUGAAAAAUAUAGGUACGCCGUCACAUUUAGGGUUCCCAUAAUGUCCAUGAAUUGGGUGACAGCACUUUGGGACAUGAGGGAAGAUGUUACCUGUUAUGGUAUCAACGAAGAGUUGAUCGCUGCAUGUAAGCUGAAACCAUUUUACGGCGCGAAAGUCUGCUUUUUCGGAUUUCCUGAGGAAGAGAAAAAGCACAUGUGCGAGGUUCUACAACAACAAGGUGGAGAACCUACAGAAAUUGACGAUCCAAGCUGUACACAUGUUGUGAACAACUUAGGCAAGAAUCAGUGCAGGAUAACCGACAGUGCGAACAACACGCUACCAUACUUUAAGAAUCCGUGCUAUUCUCUCGAGGUUCCUCUUCUGAAAUCCAAAGCUCAAUCUUUUCCCUUUGCUUACUACGAUCCCUACACAAAUACAAUUCCCUCCUUGGAAACAUAUUCCAGACAGACUGACUCUGAAGAUUCAAAUCCAAACGAUUUACAGAAAGGACUGAACAUUUUUCAAAGAGAGGAAAACUUGUCAGAAAAUUCGUUGAAUUCGGCGACAACUCCGAUUAAAAAUAACGCCGGCGGUGAUCUCUCUGUAAUUUCAAGUCCAGAUUCCGCGAUUUGUAUGGAUUUCACAUCCAGUUCCAUAAGUAUCUCGGAAAAAUCGAGCGUGAUAUUCAGCUGCCUUCGCGCCAAGAUCGAAUCCAGCAUUGAUUUGUCAUCGUUAUCGAAAAUUUCCUGGCACUCGAAAGAUUCUGGAUAUUCUCCGCUCUGUCGAAUCUCGUUGAAAAAAAUAUCCUGCAAUCUCUCUCUACGUUUCACUGACGACAAACACUUGAUGGAAGUGGACGAGCCGGAAACAUGCGAGAGAAGGACAAUUGUGAAAACUGAAAAUCGAGAGAGAAUUGAUGAUAGGGUUGAUUUUUGGAAUCUCGGUAAAAUUCGAUCCAAGACUUUGUUUGCGAGUUCAAGUCAGAAAGCGGUGACACCGCGACGAUACGUAAAGUGGAGAAAAUCCAAAUCUUCGGUGAAUAUAACCAAGUCUCCGAAAUCGAGAAAGGCAAAAUUUAAGAAGUUUCACUCGCAGUCAAAUUUAAAUAUACGCCGGAGUCGGUAUUUAAGUAAACCGGAUUCUUCCAGCUCUGCUCUUGUACUUGUGCCACAAAGUAACAAAAAAUUCCCCAAGUCGUUGAAGUUAAGUAAUUCAUUUUUUGCGAAAAUUUGUAAUGUUGUUUUGCCUUCUACGUUUAAACAGUAUAUGCAAGUGAGUCCGAUGCACCAGAGUCCGGAGAAAAAUGUACAGAGACAGAAAUACACUCCCAUGCCUAGUCCUUUACCUGUUCCUGCCAAGAUCGCAAGGCUGUCGAAUUCUGAUAUCAAAUCGACGAUUACUCUCACUCCUGAUCGAAAGAUCGCGUGCCAAAAUUCAUCUGCUUCUCUUAACCUUCGCUCUGUGAAAGCUGGCCGAUCAAGGAAGGAGGACAAAUCAUUUUUUGUGGUAGUGGACGAGUCCAAUGUAAACGCAUUACCUGAUCUGGCAUCAGUAAGGGCUCACAUAGUAAAAGCCGAGUGGUUUUGGACGUCUGUGCAAAAUGAAGGUGCAGCUGAUGAAAAGGAGUACCUCUUCGAAGAUUAUUUGGAGUCUGUUCUGUCCCCUUCUGUUUCCGCCCGAAGGGACAGUCAACAGGCAGCGACACCCACAACAGCAUCGACGAGAAGAAAACGCAAAAGACUCGCCGAAACAAUUUCUAGUCUCGUGCAAAAUGGCACGGAUUCACCAACUGUUUACAAAAGAAGAUCCAGCAUCAGUGACGCGGGCCAUUUAAGUGUUAGUGGAAGUUUUUUAGACUGCACUGCUAGUCCCGACAAACAAUUGCUUGAUGAUAUUCCAGAAGUCGAAGUGAAUACUGAAGCAGGAAGAAAAAAUCUAUCACCUCGUCAUCAAGUCUUUCUUGAACUUGUGCAAACCGAAUCCAACUAUGUUGGGAUUCUCAGUACGAUAAUGACGUUAUUCAAAUCCCCACUGGAAGACUUGAUAGAAAAGAGUGGUGAGUUGUUAAAUAGUACAGAGGCGAAAAUCAUCUUCGGAAAUUUUCCGCCGAUUUACGAAGUCCACAAGAAGAUGUUGGAGGAGUUGAGAUACAAUGCGGCGCAUUGGACGGAGGAUGUUAGUAUUGGAAAUGUGUUUUUGAGGUACGCGCCAGAUUUGUUGAAGGCGUAUCCGCCGUAUGUAAAUUUUUUCGAGAACACGAAGGAUAUGUUGGAAGAGUGCGAUCAGAAUAAACCGAGGUUCCAUGCUUUUCUCAAGAUUUGCCAGACCAAACCAGAGUGUGGAAGACAAAGUUUAAAGGAGUUGCUGAUCAAACCAGUGCAGAGACUACCCAGUAUUAGUUUAUUAUUAAAUGAUAUCCUUAAGCACACGAAUAAGAAUAAUCCAGACCACGGUGCCUUAGAACUAUCGAUCAGUAGUAUUAAGGAAGUGAUGACGUAUAUAAAUGAGGACAAACGGAAAACGGAGGGUCAGCUGGCGAUGUUCGACAUAUUCAACGAAAUCGACAAUUGUCCGCCUCAUUUGGUUUCAUCGCAUCGAUCGUUCAUUGGGAAGUGCGACGUUGUGCAAGUGAGCGAAGGUCUGAGUGGUCGAGGAGAUCAUUUGGUUCUCUUCUUAUUCACGGACACUCUCGAGAUUUGCAAAAAGCGAUCGAAGACCUUCAACCAAGCCAAGACGAAUCAUGCGAAACCCUACAAGCAUAUUCAGAUGCUUUCCCUUAGUACAAUAAAGAAAGUCGUUGACAUUCGCGAGACAGAUGAGUGCCAUAAAGUAUUCACGUUAAUGGUUCGAAGCAAUCAGGAAUUGAAGGAAAAAUUAUUUACGUUCACGAUAACCGACGAAGAUGUCAACAAGACGAACUAUUUGCGGACCUUGUGCAGACAAAUGGCGAAUACAGUUUGUAAAGCUGAUGCGGAUACGUUUCUCAUCAGUGCUGAUUCGCAUCAGCUACAAAUUGAUACCAGUGACGUUGCCUUAGGAACAUUAAGUAAAGCAUUUAAGAGCCUAUUUCAUAAUUUUUACCUGGAUUAUAUGGACCCGUAUGUGUUCCUACUCAAUAGCAUGUGUGAAACCACGUUGCAUGUCCCAUUACCGUUCGCAUCAAGUACGAAAAUGAAAGUCGGACGAGCUUUCAGUUUCAAUAAAACGCCGAGUAAAUUGAAGAGAGCGAUGUCAACGAUGAUGUCACCUUUUGGAUCGACACACAGCCUUACACCUACCAGUCAACAACUCGCACAAAUGAGACUGGCGAGUUGCAACAAUAUUAAUGAACUGGGCAAUGGUGGUCCAGGUUCGCAAAAUAGAGACGAAGUCCUAAUGGCACCAAUGUCUGUGCAACCGACCCGGAAGGCAAAGUGCAGCACACUCAGUAUGGCCUCACUUCGAAGUAGAAACUGUUCGGAGGAAGUUCAGGACAAGUCUGACAUUUGAGAAGAACAUCGAAAAUUGUACCGGAAACGGUACCUCUUGUGUCUUUUUCAACGCCAAAUAGAAGGGUAUUGUCAAUAGAAAAUUUGGGAUAAAGAAAAACUCCUUGAAGAGUUUAAACUUGGACCGAUUUGAUUGAUAAAGUUCCCUCUAUUUUUUUCCUUUCCCGGAGAUCCUGAAGAGAAAAACUUCAUCGAUAGAGGAGUGAAAAUCCUCGAAAAAUUGCUCUUGUGACAAUUUUUAGUGCGCUUCUUACCAAUCCGAAUUUUUGGCGUCGAUGACGCGUUCAAGUCAUUAAUCUGUAUUUACUACACUUAGUGGAUGAUUAUUUUGUACAGAGGAGAAUGUUUUUAUUAUUUUCCGCAAAAAGUUGAUAAUUUUAGUCUCAGGGAAAAUCCGAGAAAGCAGCUAUUAAGUUAUCUUAGUGUUUAAUUUAAUAAAAACUGCUCCAAGCAAAUCUGAUUUAUGAAAACUCGGUGCGUUUGUGAGUUUGGCGUGUUUCGAGAUCAGAAUUUUCAGUCGAGGAUCCUGAAUUUGAUUUAUUUUCCCAGUGACACACUAAAUUCUUUGAUAUUUAUUGCAACUGACAUUUUUUGGCAUAAUUUUUGUUGUCACUAGGAAAAUUCAAAUAGAGAAAGUCCAUUUUUUUAUGGAAACUUGUACCUUAGAAUGGAGUGAAAUCAAAGAAUACUUGUAUUUUGAAAGACUUUCAAAAAUUACGAAAUCAAAAUCGACAUCUACUUUGAAAAUUGGAUUAAACUUUCUUAUCGGAUAAAAAAUCGUCUUUCAUAUUUCAAGUUCAUAAAGUUGAGCAGACACUGUUGUAAAGAUAAAAAUGAAUGAUAGAAACAGCUCAGUUGAUUUAAGUUAGUCUGUUGAAAUAAUUAUUUAAUAGUGAGAAUCCUAUAAUAAUAUAAAUGAUUUAAUCCUAAUAAUUUGUCUAAAUUGUAUUGUAAUAAUUUGUAUGAUUUGUAGCUAUUAAUUUAAUGAAACCCGAUUAUUUAGUGGAGAAUUUUACAGGAAUAUUUUAGUUUAUAUCAGGAGAAACAGAGCAGAACGUGUAAAUAAUAAAUUAAUAAGUUGUA
Messenger RNA from Belonocnema kinseyi, 5478 nucleotides. RefSeq names its product protein ECT2 (gene pbl). Bases 419 to 4396 code for a protein of 1325 amino acids. Gene Ontology annotation, biological process: mitotic cytokinesis; regulation of cytokinesis, actomyosin contractile ring assembly; nervous system development. Lineage: Eukaryota; Metazoa; Arthropoda; Insecta; Hymenoptera; Cynipidae. Gene Ontology annotation, molecular function: guanyl-nucleotide exchange factor activity; GTPase activator activity. The transcript has 17 exons. The record is from RefSeq and is a predicted model, not a curated record. Gene Ontology annotation, cellular component: cell cortex; nucleus.